AUUUAAUUUUGAAAUAAUCAAGGGGCGAUGUGAGAAUAUGCGAAAGCAUAAGGCCAAACUCGGAAAAGAAGAAACUCUUAAACCCUAAAACCCAAGCUCAUCUCGCAGCCACUGCAGUCGCCUCCUGUUAUAUAUUCAUAUCACAGUGAGUCUUCACUUAGCAUCGUCUUCCUCUCUCAAACUUCACUCAGAAUGAAGAACCCUAAGGUUUUCUUCGACAUAUUGAUCGGGAGAGCGAAAGCUGGGCGCGUAGUGAUGGAGCUCUUCGCGGAUACCACUCCGAAAACCGCCGAGAAUUUCCGAGCUCUGUGCACCGGCGAGAAAGGGAUCGGAUCUAGCGGGAAACCGCUGCAUUUCAAAGGAUCUGCUUUCCAUCGCAUUAUCCCCAAUUUCAUGUGUCAAGGCGGUGACUUCACUCGCGGCAACGGGACCGGUGGAGAAUCCAUUUAUGGAGCCAAGUUCGCGGACGAGAAUUUCACUCUAAAGCACACGAAGCCAGGCCUCUUGUCCAUGGCGAAUUCUGGUAAAAACACCAAUGGCUCUCAGUUCUUCAUUACCACGGCGACGACGUCGUGGCUCGACGGGAAGCACGUGGUGUUUGGGGAAGUCGUGGAUGGCUAUAGCGUAGUCAAGGAGAUGGAGAAGGUCGGCUCCGAGGCUGGACCGCCCUCCGCCAAAGUUUUGAUUGAGGAUUGUGGUCAGAUUCUUGAGGAUUAAUUUGAUUAGGAUUUUUAUAUGUAAAUCAUAAAUAAGAUUUGGGAUCUAUCUGUGCAAAACUUGGACUUUUGCCUUUGAUUAUCACUUGUUUUUUUGUAAGAGAUAAUUGCACCUAAAACCUUAUCGUUAAAUUCUAAAAAUUGUUGCUUUUAAAUA
This is a messenger RNA of Salvia miltiorrhiza (redroot sage), 873 nucleotides long. Its product is annotated as peptidyl-prolyl cis-trans isomerase CYP19-3-like. Gene Ontology annotation, molecular function: peptidyl-prolyl cis-trans isomerase activity. The record is from RefSeq and is a predicted model, not a curated record. The transcript has 2 exons. The coding region runs from base 193 to 717 and encodes 174 amino acids. Gene Ontology annotation, biological process: protein folding; protein peptidyl-prolyl isomerization. NCBI's taxonomy places the organism in Eukaryota, Viridiplantae, Streptophyta, Magnoliopsida, Lamiales, Lamiaceae.